Messenger RNA from Cokeromyces recurvatus, 421 nucleotides. RefSeq lists its product as uncharacterized. The transcript is spliced from 3 exons. The record is from RefSeq and is a predicted model, not a curated record. The annotation marks the transcript as partial. NCBI's taxonomy places the organism in Eukaryota, Fungi, Mucoromycota, Mucoromycetes, Mucorales, Mucoraceae.
AUAUGAUCUGUCAGAAAUAUUUGCAACAACAUGCUCCAGCGCAUUUUACCAGUCGACUGUAAAGAAGCUGAUGUGGUUCUAUUGCAAAAAAAUAACAAACACGAAGACGUAGAAAUUUUCCAAUUGGGAGAUGCUAUGAAGAAUGAAAACUUGGCUGAUGUUUCUCUUUGCAGGCUGGAUCCCAACCAACAUCAGGUUUUUGCUGCUGCUUAUGAGGAGGAAAAUAUGGAGGAUAUACUUCUCAACAUUCCUACAACCAAGACAGCUAUUCUUUCAAACUAUUUGCAAUACAUAACUUAUAUCCUCUCACAUCUAAACAGAAUACUAGCAUUUAACAACUUCUCAACUGCUGAAAGUCGCUUUCACCUAUACCAGGGAGUUCAAAGGGACAGACAAGAAAUGGCCAAUGUCCUCAUUAAUG